AAUGUGUGGCAUUUGCUUAGUAAUCUUUUAUGGAGGGGGUGAUGUUUGCAGAUCCGAUAUUCCCAAAUUAAAUUUCGAUUGUCUGAAGAAGAGAGGGCCAGACAGUUGGUUAGAAAAAUCAAUUCAUAAUUCAGCUUACUGCCUACAUUUUUUUGGGAGUGUCUUACAAAUGCAGGGAAAUUUAACAAAACAGCCAUUAGAAGAUAAUCUAGGAAAUAUAUUAUUGUGGAAUGGGGAAAUUUUUGGAGGAAUCAAUAUAGAAAAAGGGGAGAAUGACUCUAAGAAACUAUUAGAUAUCCUAUCAAAAGCAAUUACCAAUGAUGAAAUAUUACAUAUAUUUUCAAUGAUAAAAGGCCCAUGGUCAUUUCUAUAUUGGCAGGAUGUAGAUUAUACCGAAGUUGCUUCUCUGGGUCUGUAUUGUCUAUCGGUAAACUCUUCAAACAAGCCGAAAUUAUUUCCUUGGUCACAUAUCAAUGAAGAGAGAUUGUUUGCUGAAGAUUCACUAUACGAAAAAAAUAAACAUUUUUGUGAUAUACAAACAGAAAAGCUCAUUCCUCCUUUUGAUAAAUUCAAUUUUGAUCUGCCGACUGAAUUAGAUGAUAUAAACUUAAAACAAUGUGCUAAACGAGAUAUUUCCACAAUCGAUGAUCUAACAUCAAUCAUUUCAGAAGAUUAUUGGACAAUGUCCAACAGCCUUCUUCAAAAGUUAUCGGAUUCUGUUCGAAUAAGGAUUUCUAAUCAUCAGAAUCUCUGUGGGAAUUGUAUAAAGGAAAAUAAUAGGAACUGUGAACACGCAAAAAUUGCCGUAUUGUUUUCCGGUGGUAUUGACUCCCUUAUAAUAGCCGCACUAUGCCAUUCACAUUUAGUUGAAAAUGAAGCAAUCGACUUAAUAAACGUUGCCUUCUCAGCUGACAACAGUUAUUCAGUUCCAGAUAGAUUAACUGGUUUAAAAAGCUUUAAACAACUGCAGAAAAUGUAUCCAAAUAGAAAAUUUAAUUUUAUUACGGUUGACGUCUCACUUUCAGAUCUAAGAGAAGCAAGACAAUCCACUAUUGCUAACUUAAUAAAACCUUUACGUACUGUUUUAGACGAUUCAAUAGCAUGUGCCAUCUGGUUUGCAGCAAAUGGGAUAGGUUGUGUUGGCGAAAAAUUGUAUAAGUCAUCUGCUCGUGUCAUUCUAACUGGAAUGGGUUCGGAUGAACAGUUGGCCGGCUAUUCCCGUCAUAGAAUGAAUAAUGGAAAUUGGGAUAACUUAGCGAAAGAGGUAGAUAUGGAUAUUAGAAGAAUAUCAGCGAGAAACCUUGGUAGAGAUGAUAGAAUAAUAACUGAUCAUGGAAAGGAAGCUAGAUUUCCGUUCCUUGACGAGGGAGUAGUUAGCUUUCUAAACUCAUUACCUAUAUGGAAAAAGACCAAUUUAUAUCAAGAAAAAGGAAUCGGGGAUAAACUACUUUUACGUUUAGCAGCUAUUCAACUGGGUUUACAAGAGUGUUCCUUGUUCGUUAAGAGAGCGAUACAAUUCGGUUCCCGUAUAGCAAAGCUUGAAUCGAGAAACGAAAAAGCAUCGGAUAUAUGCGAAAGAUUGAACUAA
This is a messenger RNA of Dimorphilus gyrociliatus, 1588 nucleotides long. NCBI's taxonomy places the organism in Eukaryota, Metazoa, Annelida, Polychaeta, Dinophilidae. The record is from the annotation of a GenBank genome assembly.